Messenger RNA from Salvia miltiorrhiza (redroot sage), 1985 nucleotides. RefSeq names its product armadillo repeat-containing protein LFR. The record is from RefSeq and is a predicted model, not a curated record. Gene Ontology annotation, biological process: chromatin remodeling; positive regulation of DNA-templated transcription; regulation of transcription by RNA polymerase II. Gene Ontology annotation, cellular component: brahma complex; SWI/SNF complex; nucleoplasm. The coding region runs from base 402 to 1805 and encodes 467 amino acids. NCBI's taxonomy places the organism in Eukaryota, Viridiplantae, Streptophyta, Magnoliopsida, Lamiales, Lamiaceae. The transcript is spliced from 8 exons. Gene Ontology annotation, molecular function: nucleosome binding; protein binding.
AUCGAACCAGUAGCUAGUUUGGAGUGACCUAGUUUGUAUAAAAGAAAUAAAAGAAAAAAAAAUCGUUUGGUACCAAUAAACCAGUAGCUAUAUUAGAAUGAUUAUUUUUUACUCGUCUGUGUGCGAUUUUUUACAUUUAGUUUUAUAAACAUAUGUGUUUAUUACUUACUUUAUCUUUUUUUUUUUCAAUUAAAAAUAUAAUCUUGACAGAGUGCAUGCAAAUUCAAGUUUUAUUCAAGCAUAACCCGAAAUACAUUCAUUUAAGCCCGCUAGUUAUAACAUCAAGCCCAAGUCAUAAACGGGCUCAAAAAGGGUUGCUAUAUUAUUGAUUUUCAAAUUAAAUCAAUUUCACGACUGACUUGAACAAACGAUUCGGCCCGUUGAGAUAGAAAGAGAGAGAGAUGCAAAAGAGAGAGCAAAACAAGCUGGGCGGAGCUGCGGGCGGCUCCGCCCCUCCCGCCGCCAAGAGAGGCCGUCCUAUAGGCAGUGGAAGCAACAGCGCCGCUUUAUCUGCCGCAGCCACAGCUGCGGCUGCGGCUUCCGGUGAUACUAUCGCACCCUCCACCCUCCUCGGCCCCUCGCUCCAGGUCCACUCCGCCUUCGCCGAGCAGAAUAACAAAAGGAUAGUUAUGGCUCUUCAAAGUGGAUUGAAGAGUGAGUUGACAUGGGCAUUGAAUGCUCUCACAUUGCUUUCGUUCAAAGAGAAAGAUGAAGUCAGAAAAGAUGCAACUCCUCUUGCCCGGAUUCCUGGAUUGCUUGAUGCUCUACUUCAAGUUAUAGAUGACUGGCGUGACAUAGCUCUACCAAGAGUUCUCGCAAAGACACCAAGGGCGAGACUGCUGGGUGCUAAUUCUGCUGUUACUGGAUUUGGGAGUGAAUACGAGACUGUCAAUACCGGUGAUUCUGUUCCACAUCCUACUGCUGGGUCUGGUUCUUCAAAUAAGGAUCUGUCUGCACAAAAGAGUAGUUCGAAGUCUCGCCCUUCAGGUUGGUGGUUCGAGGAAGAUGGCCUCUUUAAUCUUGAUGAUGAAGGGCGGGCAGAAAAACAGCAGUGUGCUGUAGCUGCUUCAAAUAUAAUUAGGAACUUUUCUUUUAUGGCUGAGAAUGAACUUGCAAUGGGUCAGAAUCGUCACUGUCUUGAAACAAUGUUCCAGUGUUUGGAAGAUUAUGUUACAGAGGAUGAAGAACUCGUCACAAAUGCCCUUGAGACAAUCAUGAAUUUGGGCCCAUUGCUAGACCUUCGGAUAUUUAGCUCAUCAAAGCCUUCGUUCAUCAAAAUGACAGAAAAACGUGCACUCCAGGCCAUCAUGGGGAUGCUCGGAUCUGCUGUUAGAGGCUGGCAUUGUGCAGCUGCUGAACUGCUUGGCCGCAUGAUACUCAACCCUGACAACGAAUCUUUCCUCAUGCCGUUUGCUCCACAGAUAUACAAGCGAUUGGUUGAUAUUAUUAGCUUCCCAGCUGGCGAUGCUCAAGCAGCAGCUGUUGGUGCGCUAUACAACCUUGCAGAAGUUAACAUGGACUGUCGGCUGAAACUAGCUAGUGAGAGAUGGGCAGUUGAUCGGCUUCUCAAGGUGAUUAAGACACCACAUCCUGUGCCAGAAGUUUGCAGAAAAGCAGCGUUGAUUCUGGAGAAUCUCGUGCUGGAGCCACAGAACAAGCCUGUGCUGCUAGCGUACGAGAAUGCAUUUGCAGAGAUGGUCUUCUCCGAAACAAGGUACGCUGACACAUUUGCUCGGAUAUUACAUGAAUUGACGUCUCGACCCAGCAACAAAAUUGCGUCUGCUCGUGGUAUUUGGGGCAUGUAAGAGAAGGACCUCUUUUUCUUAGAUCUCAAUAGACUCAAAUUGUAAAGGGUGGCAUCUUACCUUUACUGGACAUGUAUCAUACUCAAUUAGUCAGUUUCGUGAUCUGGAUAGCCCUCCUGUGUAAUUUUAUUACAUUCAGCUGUUCUUUUUCGUUAUAUAUAUAUAUGGUUUUCCCAUGAA